This is a messenger RNA of Halichondria panicea, 1212 nucleotides long. RefSeq names its product enkurin domain-containing protein 1-like. The coding region runs from base 106 to 1098 and encodes 330 amino acids. Lineage: Eukaryota; Metazoa; Porifera; Demospongiae; Suberitida; Halichondriidae. The record is from RefSeq and is a predicted model, not a curated record. Gene Ontology annotation, cellular component: cytoplasmic microtubule. The transcript is spliced from 7 exons.
UUCCAUGCGCUUUAUUUAGAUAGAACAACCAUCAUUAAUUUUUUGCCACUGGUAUUAAUUUUGGAGAUCUAUCAUGCUGAAUAGGUUUGUUCUCGGGACCUUGUAAUGGCUCUCCCUCGUACCCCAUUUUCCUCCGACCCUGGAUAUGAGCAGACGUCCAACUUUUUUGACAACUUUUACCCACAGGGACCACACCGAGACCCCUCACCUAGUGUUCGUGUGAAACCGGAGGCUGUUGACAUUGCCCGGGCCCACACUAUCGGCUCUGUGGGACUGCUCUUUGAGACAAUGGCACAGCCACCACAAUCUAAGAGCAGAUACAAACGUGAAGAUCCCAAGAACUUUACAAAGAUGAACAUGCGUAAGAUUCGUGAGAUUCAGAGCCAGUCCAAGAGAAAACAGGAGGAGAAGAGUAAGCCCCUCAAACCAGUGCAGAUGUUAGACAAGUACAGCCACAUUCCAGCCAAGGUCACUGCGCAUAUUAAUGGCCCAAGACCUCCCUCUGGUGGUCGUCCAUCCUCAGCCGGGGCUGUGAGGUGGGGCCCGGUGACACACCAUAAUGGUGGUGACUCCAGAGUGCCUGUCAAUGGCACUGGUGUAGGGGACUCUAACACUGGACUUAGAGAGAGGAGACCAUCCAGUGUUAAUAGCGAGAGAAGCAAGAACUUUUUAGCCGCUAACGUCAGCUCAGCUUGUACCACAAGUAUUAAGAGGCCACCCUCUAGACAGAAACUAGAAUCUCUGGAGGCUAAGAAACAACAAGACCUGCACGAGUAUCAGAGAGGACAGGUCCCACAAUAUCUUCGAGCCAGACAAGAGGAGUGGCGUCGUGCUGAGGAGGAGAGAGUUGCCUCCCUGCCUGACCCCACCGUCCCUCCCGGUCACACUCUAAUGCCUGCCAAGGAGAGACUCAAAACUUUACAAGCUCUAAGAGAACAUCAGUCGACUCUGACUGCUGAGCUUAAUGCCCUGCCCCUACAAAGUGUUACUCUGAGGGUCAAGCAACGCAAGACAGCACUCGAGAGCAAACUGGGAGAGAUUGAAGACGCUCUCAAGAUAUUCAGUAGACCCAGAGUCUUCGUUAGGACAGAUGAGUGAACACUGCUAUAAACUAUAAACACAUCCUGAUUCCUGUUUCAUUUCCUUAGCUUGUACAUGUAAUUAAUUUGCACCUGCUACCAUUUUCAUGAAAAAAACAUUUCUUUACCCUCA